AUGGUCACAGGAAAUGGAGACUCUCGUUAUCCACUGCCUCCGGGCAAUCAUGAUCUUCCCAGUCGUCGCCGGAUCCCCAACCCUCCUCGCCUUGAUCCGUUGAGAAUCAAUCCUCCCUCUCCGCGCUCGCGGCCGUCGACUGCCGGUUCGUCUCGUCCGCCCCCCGUCCAUCGCCCUCCGCCGAUCCCUCGUUCCCCUCGAAAGCACCUGGAACAACCGCCGCCCUUGCAUGACCCCUUCCUGCGUUCGGUUUCCCCUCACCAUGCCGCCGGGGAUGAAUUCACCAUCUACGGUCCCGCAUUGCGCACGCCGACUUUUCCCAUCGCCCCGCAGGAACGUCCCUCGAAAGCUACCCGACGAGAUGGCGACUUCGACCGUCCGUCUCAUCGCAAAAACCCUGGCCUGCGGGCCUCGAAAUCUACCUCACGACUGAACCCUCGACGUCUUCGCCUCGGGGACAGCCCGUCCAAUGACCCUUUCGUCUCGCAGGGUCUCGCCUUGCCGCGUCCUCCCCAUGCGUCCGAUGCGUACGGUGAGGAUGCGAUGCGGUCGAGCGUCAACUCCGCCAUGACCUCUCGCUCCAGCAUUGAGCAGGCGAGCGGCACGGAGCGCAGCAGCGUUCUAACGAAAAGCAGCUCGAUCACCGAUCUUUCUCCGGACACGCCCGACGGGCCGCAUGAGAAGGACGGAGGCAUGAGCGUUGAAGAUGCCAUCUCCAUGUACUUGGACGGGUUCAGCGACGUGACGGAAGAGCCGUCGUCGCCUGACCUACACGGAGACACCAAAGUGAGACCGCUGAGUCCACGCCCGCCCACCGAACUCACCAUCGACGAUGGUUACACCUCCGAUGAGCAUUCCCCGGUCCUCGAUCCUACCAAGGAUCUGCCUCCGGUGCCACCCCUGCCAACUUUGAACCCACCGGACCAGAACACGGUGGACAAGAAGUUCCUAGGCGAAGCAAAGCCGGAAGAGCAGGCGCCCCAUGAGAUUCUGGAGGAGACCCCUCCGAGUCCGCCCGUCAACAGCGUCCCUGAGGAGACCAAGGUGGUGAUUCCCGGAAUAGUCCCGCCGCCACUCCUCCCGGGAACGGACACUCGGGAUCGCUAUGGAUUCCGAAAAGCCAGUCAUCAUGUUACCCUGGACCAGUACGAGGCCUGGAAUGGCUCCUACACUCCAUUCGCCGCGAACCGGAGGGUCAAGUGGGUUGAGCUCCUCAAAGAGAGCGGCUUGCCGACCGAGGAUCCAACCACGUUCCCUCCGAGAUCGAACAAGAUCAAGCGUUUCGUGCGCAAGGGCAUCCCCUCCGAGUAUCGAGGUGCCGCUUGGUUCUGGUAUGCCGGCGGCUUCGAGCAUCUCAAUCGGAAUCCGGGGCUGUACGAUCAACUCGUCAGGCAGGCGAUGGAGUCUCCGAGCAACGACGACAAGGAGCACAUCGAGCGUGACCUGCAUCGCACCUUUCCCGACAACCUUCAUUUCAAGCCCGAGACCCAGGGCAACGAUUCCGGCAGCAGCAACCCUAAAUUCUCUUCCGUGACCGUCGAGACGCAGAUGAUCGAGUCUCUUCGGCGGGUGCUGUAUGCAUUCUCUCUGCAUAAUCCGCAGGUGGGAUACACGCAGUCGCUCAACUUCAUCACCGGAAUGCUUCUCCUCUUUCUGACGGAGGAGAAGGCCUUCUGGAUGUUGCACAUCAUCACCACGGUUUACCUUCCUGGCACUCACGAGAUCAGCCUGGAGGGCGCCAACAUCGAUCUCUGGAUCCUCAUGGUCCUGCUGAAGGAAACGCUACCCAACGCCUACAACAAAAUUGCCAACACCGGCUCUUCGCCCAGAGCCAAGUCGCCACCGCUCACCGUCCACUCUCGCCUCCCGGACAUCACGCUGGGACUGACCAAUUGGUUGAUGUCUGUCUUUAUCGGCACGCUGCCGCUGGAGACGACACUGAGAGUGUGGGAUGUCUUUUUCUUCGAAGGGUCCAAGACAUUUUUCCGCGUGUCUCUGGCCAUCUUCAAGGCGUGCGAGAGAGACAUCAUGGCGGUCUCGGAUCCGAUGGAGGUGUUCCAAGUCGUGCAGUCGGUGCCCAAGCGAUUGCUGGACGCCAAUCACCUGAUCGACGAGUGUUUUGCACGACGGAAUCGCGUGGGACAAGGCCGCAUCGAAGAGUUGCGGGCGGCCCGACGGACUGCCGUUCGACAGGAGAAGCUACGGCGAUCGCAGGCUCUCAGCAAAGGCCAGCUUCAGGCUGCCACCGAUGAAUGGCCUACUCGCGCGCGAACCCCGAUCCCAGGAAUCGAGCGCAGCAUUGCCGACGGAUGGCGACAUAUGCGGCAUCAUGCAUUUCGAUAA
Messenger RNA from Aspergillus steynii IBT 23096, 2343 nucleotides. Its product is annotated as putative GTPase activating protein (Gyp3). NCBI's taxonomy places the organism in Eukaryota, Fungi, Ascomycota, Eurotiomycetes, Eurotiales, Aspergillaceae. The coding region runs from base 1 to 2343 and encodes 780 amino acids. The transcript has a single exon. The record is from RefSeq and is a predicted model, not a curated record.